GAUCAACCAACCAGCUUGCCCAAAGAUGUUGGUCUGCAAACUUUGGAUCAAGUUGUAAACACGCUUACCGAUCCAGCGCUUAUGUAUGGAGCCAACGGCAAUAUACCCUACAAUCGAGCUACACUGACAACACUUUUGAAAGACUCUUUCGGCGGACGAGCACAAACCUUGCUAAUUUUGUGCGUUUCACCACUAGAACGCGAUUGUAAUGAAACCAUUUGCAAUUUACAAUUUGCUUUCAAAAUCCAAUGUGUGCGAAAUUAUGUGAUUAUGAAUACGUUUUCGGAUGAUAACACACCUAUAUCACCAGAAGCUUUGGUGCCUGAAUUACCAGGAGGCGGUGGACCUUGUCUUCCUGUAGGAACAGAUACAUUUGGGUUGCAGUUCGCAGCCAGCCAGUGGUAUAAAUUGGUGGCAAAUGCAGAGGGCCUCUUCUCUAAAUUGGCUGCUUCAAACGCCGUCACUGAACUAGACAAAGAGCAAAUAGAAGAGUGGCUUUACUUGAAGCAAGAAUGCGAGGAGUGUUUGAGCUCUGCUGAAGCUCUACGCUCACAGAAGCAAUUGGGACCAAUACAAGAAGCAGACGAGCCUGAGGAGGCAAUAAGCGAGCCAGAAACUUCUUUGCAACAAAACUCGGACAAUGAUUCCGAUUGCGAAUCCCAGCGGCCAGAUUUGAUGGAAAAGCUACAGAUUUUAAUGGAAGAAUUACGUCUGAAGACGGACACUUUGAUACAGGACAAAUAUAAAGAAUUUUUGCAAAGUCAACCGAAGGCGGUUAUGGAAAGCCAGGACAGCUUAAGGCACAAAGAGUCGGCGCACAGCAUGGAGUUGGUGUUGAGUGAGCAACCUCCGCCUAGAGAAAAGUUGGACGAACGCAAAACAUCCAUUGGUGGACGGCGGCGAUCUAUCCAACCUGGCGCUAGUCUCUCCAGUGCUGAAAUUGCCAUGCUGAAUCGCGUAGCUUCACGUGAACAAGCAGCACCCAAAGAAGUCGACGAUUUUCUCGAAAGUUCAGGUGACCUACAGAACGCCUCACAGCUGCGUGCUGCAAUCAAUUCACCACUUGAAAAUAUGCAGAAGAAAUUGCGCAAAUUGGACACAGAUAUCGAAGCACGGCAAUGUCAAAUACAGGAGGUGGAGCAAACCAUGCAAUUGAAGCAGAAUAUUAUCACAGAGCUUGUGAAAAACAGUGAUACACGCUCCACCGCCAAGCAGCGUUUCCAUAAGAAAAAGUCCAAGCUCGAGUCCGAGUAUGAAAAGACUAAAAAGCAAUUGGCCAAGGCAAUAGUACAGGGCAAGGAGAAGUCUGAAGUAGAAAGAUUGCGCGCUUUAAUCGCCCACAUAGAGCAGCGCCUGCAAGAUCUCGCUUCAAUGAAGCACAUUGCCGGCGAAAGUGGGCAAAAGGUGAAGAAGCUGCAGCAUUCUAUACACGAGUCUAAAAAGGUCAUCGAUGAGCUGCAAAAGAAGUUAAAGAAAGAUCGUAAACAACGCGAACAAUUAGAGCACGAGUUAAAGGUACUAAAAGAGAAGGAAAAUAGUGGCAAUGGCAACAAAGCACUAGUAAAAUUAGACCCAAACGCUUUCAACAAUGGUGAAGAUGCAGAGCGCGGCAAGAAUCUGAAAGAGGUUCAGGCCCGCAUUUCGCACUUGGAUCACGUAUUGCGCGAGAAAUCAGAGAAUCUGGAGCAAUAUGGUGAUACCGCUGAGGGCACUGGCGAAAAAGAGGGACUACGGCAUGAAAUACGCAAUCUGAGGCGCACGCGGGAUCAUCUACUCGAGCAGCGUUGCACGCUCGAUCGCAAGCUGAAGCGCGACAAAAUGCUUUCACAUCGUGAGGAGCGCAAGCUACUCGAAUGCGAUGAGGCUAUUGAAGCCAUCGAUGCAGCAAUUGAAUUCAAAAACGAGCUUAUUUGCGGACACAAAUCCAUUGAUACCAGCGAACGAGUGCAACGCGAAAAGGGCGAACAAAUGCUGAUGGCACGUCUAAAUAAACUUUCGCCAGAGGAGAUGCGCACGCUGUUAUAUAAGUACUUCACAAAAGUGAUUGAUUUGCGCGAUUCAUCGCGCAAGCUGGAAGUGCAGCUAAUGCAACUGGAACGAGAACGUGACGCUUGGGAAUGGAAAGAGCGUGUACUUUCGAAUGCAGUAAGGCAGGCGCGAUUAGAGGGUGAACGCAAUGCAGUGCUAUUGCAGCGACAACAUGAAAUGAAACUUACAUUAAUGUUGCGUCAUCUCGCCGAGGAGACAUCAGCAUCGACUAGCUCGGUGAGUUUCAGUGAAGCACAACAGCAGCAUCAGCAGCAGCAACGUUACUUGCGACCCACAAACUUAGCGCUAACACAUCAGCAACAACAAAUGCAUACAGCUGGCGGUGCUAUGAACACAUCAUCACAGUAUUCCGACACUGAUCUCGAUUUAGAUUUCUAUAAGAAAGCUCCUAUACCGGUGAGUGGUAAAAUUUUAAAGCCUCCCAAGCAUGGUGAAAUGGAAAUAUGUCCAUUGCCCGAUGCUUUGGCUAAAUACAAACCGUUGGAUAAGUUAAAGGAGAAGGAGCGUGAAUCGAAGAACAAACUAUUUGCCAAAUUUCAAGUGCUCACACGCUAUGCUGGUCAGUCGGUAACUGCCGCAGCCGCUGGUUGCGCUGCGGACGAACCGGCCGGCGGUAGUGGCCGUAAGAAGGAUAAAGCGCAGCAGCUGGCUGCAGCCAUACCACAAGAAAAUCUAAAACGCUUAAUUUCGACACCUCCCGCCACAAAAGUGACACGUCAGAAGAAUAAGAUCAUCAUACAGGAUGCAACGCGCAAAAAUUAGGCGAAGUAUGAAUGAUAGGAGGGUGAGCAUUUGCAGCUAAUAUAUUAUUAAAGUAGAAGAGAAAGAGGGAAAGAUAAUGAAAAGGUUUAACAUUACAGUUACAUUUUUUAUUACAGUUGUGUCUUUCUGCCCUUAGCUAACCAUGACCUAACUUGAUGUAUUUCUACCUAAAGUCUGCUAAGUCUGUCUAAUCAGUAUGCGUUUUUUCACAAAACACACUUCCAUCCUUUCAGUUUAAAGUAGCAAUAUUGAGUUAUUUUUAUAUUUUUUAUACAUAUGUAUGUAUGUUUCAAAUGUACAACUUCGUUGUAUGCAUUUCAAAAUGUAUCAUGUCUUUUCUUAACUUUGAAAUUAUACACAUUUUUUUACGUUAUUGUCGAUACGAAUGAAUAUUGUGUUUUAUCGGUAGCUUACCAAAUAUUAUCAGGUUGUUUUAAAAGCGUUUACUCAUUGUUUCCCUAUGUGUUUGGUGCUUUUGUACUUAUAAAAUAUUUGUUUCAAAUAUUUUUACAUAUUUUGGGGCUCAAUAUACAUAUUUUCGUGAAUUAUUUUAAUUUAACUUAAAACAUUUGUUAAUUUUUACAUAUUUAUAGUGUUUUAUAGUGAAGCAAGAGUAACAAUAAACGUCGUAAAGAAUUUUAAGUCAUUUAAGAUUCAUUAAGAGGAGUUCCCUUAAGCAGAAAUCUCAAAAACGUCGCAAAUUUUCAAACUUUGACUGAGCUGUUAAAAUCUUCAUGUAAAAUACAUUCUGAGUCUAAAAAUUUACAGUUAUUCUGAGUUGAAUAGAUUCGUAGAAAUACUUUUCAUUGAAAAUCCAAAUUACAUACAUAUAUACGUAUGUAUGUUCGUAGCAAAUUUAAUAUAAGCGAUUCCCUUAAAUUACGAAAAAUAAAAACUCAAAAACACGAAAAAUCUUUAUAGUAAUUUUAAAAAAUUGUUACAAUUUUCUAAUGUUUUUGAGGUAAAUUGAUCUGGCGAAAUCUUAGAAGUUUCAGUUUCAUAUUUUUCAAAUUAAAAGAAACCGCUUAAAUAAUGUCGUGUUUCCACUGGACAUUAAAUCACAAAAUCGCAAAUUCUUGAUCGAGCGAAAUUUCAAGAGUUUUAUGUUUUCUUAUUUUUCAAACUUAAAGAAAUCGUCUAAAUUGUGUCGGAUUUCCCCUGAACAUUAAAUUAUUGAUCUGGCGAUAUUUUAAGAGUUUCAAGUUUUAUAUUUUUGAUACUUAAAGAAAUCACCUAAAAAAUUCCGUAUUUCCACUAGACAUUAAAUCAAA
Molecule: messenger RNA, 4082 nt
Organism: Rhagoletis pomonella (apple maggot)
Lineage: Eukaryota; Metazoa; Arthropoda; Insecta; Diptera; Tephritidae
Gene: cos
Product: kinesin-like protein costa
Exons: 3
Coding region: 82-2811 (909 amino acids)
Biological process (GO): mitotic spindle organization; microtubule-based movement
Molecular function (GO): microtubule motor activity; ATP binding; microtubule binding
Source: RefSeq, a predicted model, not a curated record